Messenger RNA from Eublepharis macularius, 1563 nucleotides. It is a transcript of the gene CENPW, whose product is annotated as centromere protein W. NCBI's taxonomy places the organism in Eukaryota, Metazoa, Chordata, Lepidosauria, Squamata, Eublepharidae. Gene Ontology annotation, biological process: chromosome segregation; mitotic cell cycle; kinetochore assembly. Gene Ontology annotation, molecular function: DNA binding; protein heterodimerization activity. The record is from RefSeq and is a predicted model, not a curated record. The transcript has 3 exons. Bases 110 to 340 code for a protein of 76 amino acids. Gene Ontology annotation, cellular component: nucleoplasm; kinetochore.
UCCCUGGGCGCAGGCGCUGUGGGUUCCGCUGAGACCUUCGUUGAGAAGUUCGUGAAGUCCUCUCUCUUUCGCCUCUCGGCGGCUUCGGAAGGGUCGCGUCGCUGCGGAGAUGAAGCGCACCGUGUCGCGCAGUACGUUGAAGGGUCUGGUGAGGCGGCACAAGCCCCACCUGCGGAUGACGGCCAACAUCGACCUGCUGGUACAUUUGAACUUUUUAUUGUUUCUGCAUCGAUUAGCUGAAGAAACCCGAACCAAGGCUAUUGCAGACAAGAGCAAAAUAAUUAAAUAUGAACAUGUUCUGACUUCAGCAAAGAUAAUUUUAAAGAAGAGUCGAGGCUAAAAUGAACUGUACUCCUUCAUUUCUUGGUUGAUAUGCAUGUAGUGACUCAUUUUUCAAAUGAUACAUUUGCAUCAAUAAUCUGUACACAUCCUAAGAGUUUUGAAUCUCCUCAUAUGAGAAAUGUUUAAUUUUGCUUCCAUGAUCCAUUUUUUCAUAGUUCUUUAGUGGGAGCUUACUAUGUGUUUUUGGUUACCUCUAAUAUAUUAGCAGUGACAAGUGAUACAAAUAGAGAUUUUAACCAUAGUUAGAUAAUGAUGCCUUUCUUAUAAUAAACAUUUAAGCAGAAGUUAUGCAUCUUACAAAACGUCUUUUUUGGAAAAAGAAUAUUUAUCUUCCAAGAGUGUAUUUAUCAACAGCGAGUGCUGUAAAUUUUCAGGUUUUCAGUUGUUUAUUAACUUUUUAUACUUCAAGUAACAUCUCAAAGUAAUAAUAUAUUGCUGUUAGCUAAUGUUUGAUUUAGGGAAUUUAUAAUAGGGUCAUGUAUGUGCUGUAAACAGAAUAUUAACAUUAAAGUUUCAGAAACCUUGUAAAAUUACAUGUAGCAAUAAAGCUGUUCCUGCCUUCCUUUUUACUUACUAAUUUCUUUGUUCAUUGUAUAUUAAAAGAAGAAAGGAGGUUUUUAAUUUGGAGGUGAAAAUGAAUUGCAAAGCUCAAUUACAACAGCAGUUCUUAGGAAAGAGCAGGCACUGGUGCAUUCCGUCUCUUCCAUCACCAAAACAAUUCCUGGCAAUGCAGAUGGCUAAAGGAAUGGAAAACCAUGAAGUGGUUCCCCCCCCCCGUCCGCCUCCUGUUGCUUUUUUGGAAGAAAGGGGAAGGCUGUCAUCCUUCUUCUGUUAAACAGGAAAAAUAGAGAAACUGGAAGCAUUUGGGCCGUGUGCUUAUGGCUUUCCUUUCCACAACUAACGCCAUUCAAGUACACCAACCGCAGACUUCUACCUUCAGUCUGGUUAUUCUUAUUAGGAAUGCUGUUCUAAGCCAAUACAAAGUACAAAUCCUUCUGAAGAAUAGGAAAAUUGCAGUCAUGAAGAAGUAUUGUUAGCAGUUUUGAUCAAUGAGAGGUACACAACUUUCUAUGGUUUUCUGUGUAAGUUGGUUCUCUUGGUAAACUUUUGCAGUGAUUCAUGUACUUCCAGAUAUGAAAAAGGAUAUGAAUUUCAUCCUUUAUUUUAAUGGUGACUUCUUUGUUACUUUUAAAAUUUAUUUUAAUAAAAUAUAAAAAUAUA